AUGGCUCUCCCCGCAGCUUCGGUCUCAGCAGCUCAUCCUGUUCCUCUUCCACUGGAUUUCGACUACGUGUCCGACCAUUCGCUCUACUCAAAAGUCGUCUUCCGAGUCUACGAUGCGUCCUCCUUCUCACCCCUUAUCUGCUCAGGCGACCAAGCUACGUCUGGCUUUUCAAGUUUAUCUCGAAACCUCGGGUGUCUCAAUUUGACGGCUCUCGAAUCGGGUGAUGGAGACAUACCAGAGGACGAGAAGAGUCCAUGGAUCUCGACGACCAAGAGCUUGACUUGGGCCGUCUGGGAGAUCGCUAGGCGACUGUCAGUGCAAAAACUUGAAAAGCCUAAGAGUCGUCCGGGUGUAGAGCCGACGGUCAGAAUGAGCGUCAUCAAGCAUCGUUCUGGCAACGUUGGACUUUCAGACCCACGACGAGCAUACCUUGAAGCGCAUGUCGACGCUACGAGUCCAGUGGCCAACGCACUCAGAGGUGCACGUCCCGGCGAAUUUAGUCACAGCAUGAGGAGGCAAUGUGAACAGGCAUUGAGGGAAUCCAGGAGGUCUAAAGAGGUAUUGUAUUACGGUCGCAUCUUUGCGGAGUCCAUCGAUAACGAAACGACGUGGACAGUAGAUAGAUCUGGACUUGCUCUACCGGCAUACUUUUUCCGAUCGCCUGAGAGUCCUUCAUCGUCUAGGCUCAUCGGUAGGGACGGCGAGGAUAGUUGA
Kockovaella imperatae is the source of this 714-nucleotide messenger RNA. RefSeq lists its product as hypothetical. The record is from RefSeq and is a predicted model, not a curated record. Lineage: Eukaryota; Fungi; Basidiomycota; Tremellomycetes; Tremellales; Cuniculitremaceae. The coding region runs from base 1 to 714 and encodes 237 amino acids. The transcript has 3 exons.